Messenger RNA from Penicillium roqueforti, 1755 nucleotides. Its product is annotated as WD40 repeat domain-containing protein. Bases 1 to 1755 code for a protein of 584 amino acids. The record is from RefSeq and is a predicted model, not a curated record. Gene Ontology annotation, cellular component: nucleus; site of double-strand break. Lineage: Eukaryota; Fungi; Ascomycota; Eurotiomycetes; Eurotiales; Aspergillaceae. Gene Ontology annotation, molecular function: protein binding. Gene Ontology annotation, biological process: regulation of DNA double-strand break processing. The transcript has a single exon.
AUGGAUGAAUUCGACGAGGAAGCAUUCAACAAGUUCUUUCCCUCAAGCUUUGGGAAGCAGGCGAAAUCGGUUGAUGUUGAGUCCCAGAUCGACCGCUCCAAGCGUGUUGAUGUUGCGGCUCCGAAACCAGAGGACAAUGAACUAAGCAUUGCCCCUAGCUCAGAAGCAAGAGGGAGCGACGAUGAGCAAAAACACAGUGAUGAUAAUAGCGACGAAGACUCUGACGAUUCAGAUGAUGACGAGGAUGAAUUUCCCGUAUCGCAUGAGCUUGUUCUCAAGGCUCAUGAGCGUGCCGUGACCACUAUGACCGUGGACCCCUCGGGGGCCCGACUAAUCACAGGUUCUACCGAUUGCACACUGAAACUAUUUGACUUUGCCUCGAUGACCCCAUCCACACUCCGCGCCUUCAAGUCCGUCGAUCCUUCAGCUAAGAAAGCGACGGCCGCCCAGGACACCCACGCCGUGCACUACGCCGCGUUCAAUCCGCUCUCUCCAAGUUACGUUCUAGCUGUGACUGCCACUGCGCAGCCACGCAUUCUCAGCCGUGAUGGUGAGAUACUCACAGAGUUUGUGAAGGGAGAUAUGUAUCUACGAGAUUUGCACCAUACCAAAGGACAUGUGUCUGAGGUUACUUGUGGUGCAUGGAACCCAUCUGAUCCUAACAUAUGCGCCACUGCUGGAACCGACAGCACAAUUCGCAUCUGGGAUGCCAAUGUUGGCCGCUCGCAGAAGGAGGUGAUCGUGCACAAGUCGCGGGCAGCUGGCUCCGCUGGUCGGACUAAGAUGACUGCCAUCGCAUGGGGCUCCCCGAAACAAGGAGGGGCCGACAUUCUGGUAGGUGCAGGUCUUGACGGAAGCCUCGCUAUGUGGAGUGGAAAUGGCCCAUACACCAGACCCAGCGCAGAAAUUCGGGAUGCUCAUGUCAAAGAUACAUGGACAAGCGGUCUUGAUAUCAGUUCCGAUGGAAGGCUUGUUAUCACCAGAGGUGGUGAUGAUACUAUCAAGCUUUGGGAUACCAGAAAGUUCAAGACUCCAGUCACAACCGUCACACAUACCUCGACAUCUUUCCGCUACCCGACAUCCAACAUUCAGUUCUCUCCUUCGUCUGCCAAUAUCAUCACAGGUUCUGAAACCGGCCAUCUGCAUAUCCUCAACCCCGCUACUCUCAAGGCAGAGCUCGUGACUCCUGUGACACCGGGAUCGCCUUUGAUUACUGUUCUAUGGCACGAAAAGCUCAACCAGAUUAUGACAGGCUCUGCCAAUGCCGAAACCCACGUCCUCUAUAACCCGAGCAUGUCCACGAAAGGCGCAGCGAUAGUCAUGUCCAAGGCACCGAAACUUCGCCAUGUUGAUGAAAUUGCUAUGCCCGCGGACUUGAAUCAGGGAUUGGCAGGUGAUUCGGUGGUCGUCGGCUCCAAUGGAGUUCCGCAUUACAGCUCGGCGACUAGGUCUGCUCGUCAUCCUACAGUUGGCUUUACAGCCUCUGGUCGCUCUCGCGAUCCUCGACGACCGCAUUUGCCGAUGCAGACACCAUUUGCCAAAAAUACCCCAGAUGAGAAGCACAUCCUCGAGCAUAUUCCACUCAGCUCCAUGCGAGACGAGGAUCCACGUGAAGCACUCUUGAAAUAUGCCGACCAGGCGGAGAAGGAGCCUAUAUUCACCAAAGCAUACAAAGAAACACAACCAAAGGCGAUCUAUGCGGAACUCAGUGAUGGUGAAGAUCAAGGACCGGAAAAGAAGAAAGCAAAGCGAUGA